Molecule: messenger RNA, 9715 nt
Organism: Dreissena polymorpha
Lineage: Eukaryota; Metazoa; Mollusca; Bivalvia; Myida; Dreissenidae
Product: bromodomain adjacent to zinc finger domain protein 2B-like
Molecular function (GO): DNA binding; protein binding
Source: RefSeq, a predicted model, not a curated record
AACGCUCAGUCUGCUAACUCCAAAACAUCCAAUGAUUUUUGUAGCCUGAAUGAAUGCUAAUUCACUUCGCUGCAUAUAUUGACUACAACUACAAUAUAACUCUCGCAUCGAGAGAGAUAAUUCAUUCGACAUAUUACUAGUGGAUUCUUUCUUUGUUCCGAGGUUUACAGUUAAUUUGUCGUUUAAAAACAUUUGCAGAUGACCUGAUGUUGCAAUGGAGAAGAAGGACAAGUCGUCUCCCUUGCCGACAUCGAGUCUGUUUGACCCAGCAGCUCUUCUCGGCAUGGGACUUUUGGGUGCAUCCCCGUUUGGUCCAGGUAUGGCAUCCGCCCUGCCCUUUGCCCACCUCGCCCAUCCUCCUGCCCACUUUUCCAUGCUGGGGCACCCUGCCUUCUCCAUGUUCGGUCACCUAGGAGACAGCCUACUCAGCCCUGGGGGGCUACCUGCAUCACUGUCCUCUAGUCUUAGUCCCUCCUCAAUUCCAAUUUCCACGUUGAGUUUCGACUCGAUACUCAGCCCUUUGAUUCCAUCAGCAAACCGUGAUGGUCUGCAUAACCGUCCAUUUUUUAUGCGUCCAAAACACGACAAUUGUAACUAUGGCUUAUUUUCAAUGCCCAACCAUUCAUCAUCGUCCACAACGACAUCAUCACCCUCGCUAUCGAAGUCUUCACCCUCAGCAACCACCCUGCCUUCAUACUCCAUGUCUGGCUCCACCUCAAGCCGAACAACAAUUGCGGGUAGAACCAGUCCACCGAGCCUGUUCACUAGCCCCACCAGAGGGCGAGGGUCGAGGCGUGGGGGCGGGAUGGGGCGUGGUCGUCGUGGUACCGGAAGGGGGCGCUCUCGAGGUGGGCGUGGUGGACACAGUAUACCACUGUCUCUUGUUCAGUCAACAUCCCUGCUGUCACCCUCUAUGCUGGAACAGUUUGCAAGAAAGCACCUGGAAGAGAGAGAGAGAAAUAACAAGGAUGUCAAGUCACCAGAGCGUCUGGCAAUGUCUAGUUUAUUUGAUAUCAACUUUGAGACCAAAACGAACACAUCUAGCUUGCACAGGUCACCAAAGUCAUCCCCCACCCGUAAAUCACCCUCAAAAACAGUCAGUAGCAAUAGUGACCUUAACCAUGACAAUGACCUUGACCGUGGAGACCUCGCAUCCACUUCUCAAGGUCAUGUGCAUAUUGAUAGCCUGAAAAAGAAGCUGCUAGCUGAUCAAAUUCUGCAGAAGAUGCACAUCAAGCCUGCGAUGUCCUUGUUUAUGCCUCAUGAUGGGGAUAACAGAAAACGCAGGGGACGACCGCCUAAAAUCUCCAGUGAUGACGAUUGCCAUCUUACACCAGAAGAGCUCGAGGAAGAAGCAAAGAUCCAAGCUAGAAUAAAGAGAGAGUUGGAACUGGAGUUGAAGCAGAAAGAAAUAGCGCUGAAAAUGAUCACAAAAAUUGCUGCAGAACAAGAUGGCCUACGUGAGAAGAAGGACAAGAUCAGAGGUCAGGGCAGCAGAAGCAAAAGUCCAACAAAAUCACCAGAAAAAGCAAAGGCAAAUGGGAAACUUGAAGUUGAUGAAUUGGACAGUGACUCAAAGAUUUUGGAACCAAAGUCAUCUGAUGCAGACGACAAAACUGAGCCUUCAGGAAGCAAGAUUAAAGAUGUUGUCAUGGACACAAACAGCAAUUUCAGCUCUAAUCUGGACUCAAAUGAUCAAGAUGAUACUGGUAGCGGUUCCGAUAGUAACAUGUCAGACGACAGUGACAACGAGACAGGAGAUGAUGAUGGUGGGAAGAGGAAACGUGAACAGGGUGACCUUGAUUCUGAGCGACCAAUCAAACGUCGGCAUGUUGUCCUUGAUGAUUCUAAGAUCAGGAUUCCUCUAGGCAAAGGCUGGAAGAGGCAGACUAACAUACACUCGUAUGGACGCCGUGGCAUCGUUGGGGAGGUCUGGUACUUUGCUCCAUGUGGUCGCAAAAUGAAAACCAUCCCGGAUGUUAUGAGGUACAUAGAGAGAAAUGGUAUAACUGACCUUGGUCGAGGUCAUUUCUCCUUCAACACAAAAGUCAAUGUCGGUGAAUUCUACGAGGCCAGGGUUGGUGGGGGUGAAAAUGUAAGAGAGCGUGUUGGUUUUGUAAAGUUGACCGAGACAGAGAUACUGGACCGUCUCUCUGUGACGGUGAAUCGCAGAAUGAAGAAAAUUGAGAACCAGAAAAAGCGGGAAAAACUGCGUCUGCAGCAGGUGAUGGCUAAACAGAUCAUGGAGAAUAAGAUGAAAGAGAAGCUUGAACAACAGGAAAUGGCGCGUAAAGUAGCUGAGAUGCAGUUUGCCAAGCGGGUGCAGAGGGAGCAGCACAAGGAAUUAAUGAAGCGUGCCAAGCACCUUAAAAUCCUGGAGAAGCGGAAACAACGGGAAAUGGAGCGUCAACAACGGGAAGAGCAGAUGAGAAUGAAACAGGAAAUGAGAGCUCAUCAGCUGAUGGAGAAACGUCGACAAAAACAGGAAGCCAUAGAAAAGAAGAGAAAUGAGAAAGAGUUGAGAAAAUUGGAGACACCAAUGUUCCGUCACCUUCAAGCUGCUGCAGACUCUGAAUAUGUAUUUCGUGCCAUACUACAAAAUUCUCAUGAGCGGGAGAUGAAACGACAGCAGGUGGCAAUGUUGAAAGAGCAGAUGAGAAUACGACAGGAACAAGAGAGGCGGCGGCAGCACAUGAUCCUACUCAAGGCCUUGGAACAACGCAAGAAACAAGAGGAACGUGAAAAACAGAAAGAAGAAAAGAUGGCUGAGCGAAGACUUCACAGAGAAAGAAAAGAGGAGCAGCGGAAGAUGGAGUUUGUGUUGGCCAGGGAAUUAAAGAAGCCUCGUGAAGACAUGGAGCUGCGGGAUUUCCAAGCAAUGCCCGAGUAUCCCAGAAUUCCUGGCAACUGUGUUGAUGGAGCAGCGAUGGCUGACUGUCUCAUGUCUCUGGAGUUCAUGCAUAACUUUGCCAAGCCACUGGGAUUUGACUCAGACAGUCUGCCCACUCUGAGAAGUCUGCAGGAUGCUGUCUGCUGCAAGACAGAGGAGGACGCUGAAGAGUUCCUCUCCCUGGUUACCCACCUCCUUAGAUACGCCCUUGACGACCCAGGCGUACCCAAUCCAAAAGAGAAGAUGUUUGUUGUCAUGCGUGCGCAGGCUGUAACAAAGCUGGGUCAGAAGAUCACAGACAUUGAGGUGACAGACGUGAUAUUAGCGGAGGUGCUACGUGUGUUCAUGGUGGCCAGGAACUGUGGAGAAACAGAGCUAAGCGAGUACCUACGUAACUACCCUCUAGAGGCGUGCUCUGUCUCACAGCGUGCAGCGGUGAUAGCGUUCCUGUGUAAUGAGCUCAACUGCAGCAAGAUGAUCACUAUGGAGAUAGAGAGCCACUUGGAAACCAUGGCGGACAUACGCCGCGACAAGUGGGUCAUCGAGGGAAAGCUGCGAAGGUUGCGUGUGCUGAGGAGCAAGAAGUUCAAGCCUGCAGCCAAGCCUGGGGGUGGGGAGGGGGAGGUUGGUGGGGAGGACAGUGUGAUGACCUCCAUCAGCAAGCAGAGUGAUGAGGAAGAGGAGAAGGAUGAGAGUGGCAAUGAGGAGGAGCCCUUCAAUGAGGCUGAAAAUGCUGAGGAUGAUCCGACAACACUGGAAGAGUGCCAGAAACAGAUUGAGAAGCUUCAGAAGCAGCAUCUGCAGCAUCGCGAGAAAGUGUUCACGGAAUCCCAGCAUGUGCGCGCCACCGAUCUCGGGCAGGACCGAUACAAGCGUAACUACUGGAUACUGCCACAUGUGGGUGGGGUGUUUGUUGAAGGGAUGGAGUCAGGGGAAAUUAAAGGCAUUGUCAUGCCAAAGUCUAGAAGCGAGCGAUCGGAUUCGAAACUGAUGAAAAUUGAGGUCAUUGGAGAGAAGACUGAAAAGAAGGGCAUUGCUUUGUUGGAGGAUUUUGCGGAAAGGAAGGCAUUUGAGAUAAAGAUGGAAGUAGAGGACAUGAAGGCGGAAAUUGUGAAGGAAAUGCCAGUAGAGGAAAAGCAUAUCAAUGGUGUGAUCAAAUUUAAGAAAAACUUUAUUAAAUCAGAGGAAAAAACAACAGUGAAGUUAGAAAUGGGAAAAGAUUCAGAAAAUUUGCAGAAAGCAAUUGUCAAGGAUGAAAUUAAAACAACCGACAUUCCACAGGAAAUGAAACCUCUAUGUAAUGGUGAUCUGCCAAAGAGCUCCAAUAAACUAUUGAAUGACCUAACCCAACCUCAUUGUAACUCAGGAACGGACGAACAGGUCAAGUCGCCCACUAAACACGUCGAGCUAAAGAUUCCAAGUAUCAAGUCUAGUGCAAUAGAGGAAACAGAGAGAACCAGUGUGGUCGCAAAUGUGACUAGCUCUGACUUACUAUCAUCAUGUGCUAAGACAUCUAAACUGAGUGAAUACAGAGUGUCGUCAGGAAAUAGUAGUAUAAACUGUGACGCAAGUACUGCUUUAAAGUUCAUUUCUUCGCUCUCAGAUAUGUCAUCCUCAUAUUCAUCCUCCCCUGCCUUUACCUCAUCCUUGUUCACAAAUACCUCAUUAUCAGAUCAUGUGACUAAGUCGACCAAUCACAAUUCAUUUCUUCAGUCAACGCCCCGCCCUCCACCGGCCCAUUCUCAUGACACCCCACCUCAUAGGGAACGGAAACAUAGUUUUAUGAGCAUAGACUCCAUUCUGGACAAAACCCCAGUUUCUAGUCAUAGUGACAUGUUGUCACAGCAUGGCGCCUUGCCUGUUAACCCAUUUGAGACCAUGUCUCACAAGAGUGUUGAUGAUUCUGAAAAAUCUGAGAUGGGGCCAUGGUUCAGUCUGUUGCCACGGCUACCAUGUGAUGACAUGUCACUCACGCGGGGACAGCACUCGUCUGGGUUGCUUCUGUCGCCAUUUUUGUCUCAACUGCCAUUCCAUCCUUUCUCGUGUAGUCCAACUUACUCGUCAUUCCAAAUGAGUCCACUCAUGACAACUACGGCCGCAAUCAGUAAGACAUUGUCGUGUGUCUCGUUGUCGAGUGUGACCCAGUCUGCCAGUGAUACGUCUUUCAAGAAGCCAGAACCAGUCAGCUCUAGUCAGAAUUCCAACCCCAACCCAGCAGAUGUUCUCAAAGCCUACCAAGGGGAGGCACAACCUAUACCAGAAGAGUUCAAGCGUGGCUGGUGGAAGGUCAUUGACCCCCAGCAGGUUCACGAUCUACAGAAAUGUCUCCAUCCCCGGGGCAUACGUGAGCGCGAGCUGCAGAAAACCAUCCAGAAGUAUCACCAGUACACGCUCGCUUCCUGCUCUGUUGGAACUGAUGAUGUUUACUGCAUGGAAUCAACCUCUGAGGAAGAAGUAACUGAUGAUGAAGAAGACAACUCUGACAAUUCUGAAAAAGCCAAUGACUCUGAAGUACCAAGUAAGCCUGCCGGUGAUAUAGCUGAAGCUGAGAAAAACAAACAGUCUGGAAAACAAGACAAAGAGAAUCUAGUUGACAAACCAAGGUCAGGUGAUAAUGACAAUCUGGUCAAUGGUUGUGAUCAUGACACUGAUGACUCUAAGAUGGAUUUAGGUGAGACAGAUGGGGCAAACUCAUCUAAUGAUAACAAAGAUGAAUCAAAGCAAAAGGAGGAUAAAGAAAAAUGUGACAGGAACAAUGAUAGUGAUGAGAAAUCAGAUAAUAAAACCAAAGGGAAAAAUAAGAAAAUGAAGGGAAAUAAGAAAACAAAACUGGUGAAGAAGAUGAAGAAAGUAAAGAAGCCUCCACCAACUAUCGACUGCAAAACUCGCUCUGAUGAAGCAGAUAGAAUGGUUCUGGAUGAGGUGGAGUCAUUUGAAGACAGAAUUGCUACAGCCAGUCUCCAGAUCAAGGGAUGGAAGCUGUCCCCAAAGACUCGCAGUGAAGAGUCUGAGAUCCGGGUCGUGCCUCGUGGAAGCGUCAAGCGUGAUGAAAAUGACUGCUAUCCCCUGGAGGCUGCUAAAGAACGACUGCUGCAGCUGGAGUUGAACAUUGAGCGCCGAUACUUGAAGCCUCCAUUGUCCAAGGCCAGACACAGACUCAGCCUGAACAGCAUAUCGUCUCAAUCCCAAACAACCCAGUCUACACCACCCUCUCAGACCCCACCCCACCAGCAGCAGAUGACAGCGGACCAGUCCAAUGAGGACGCGGACUCUGAGGUGGACUUUGAGAACCUGCCCAUUGGACUGCAGAUGUGGCGCAUUGCAGUUGCCACGGCGACCUCGCCUGCCCAGCUCAUGCUGUGUGUGGUGCAGCUGAACCAGUGCAUCGCUUGGGAGAAGUCCAUUAUGAAAGUGUUGUGCCAGAUAUGCCGUAAAGAUGAUAAUGAGGCAGAGCUGCUACUGUGUGAUGGCUGUGACCGUGGUUACCAUACCUACUGUUUUAAGCCCAAGCUAGAGAGUAUUCCAGAUGGAGACUGGUACUGCUAUGAAUGUGUUGCCAAGGCAGUGGGAGAGUCCUGUUGUCUGGUGUGUGGCAGACGUCUGGGUAAAAUGGCUGAGUGCAUGCAGUGUAACCGCUGUGUUCAUAUCGAGUGUCUGGAACCACCGCUACCAAGAGUUCCUAGGAAAUGGCACUGUGCCACAUGUAGUGAUACUGUGAAGGGCUCUGGUAAGAAGAGACCUAGGAAGAACUCCACAGCAAGUACCGUUUCCACGUCCACCCCGUCCAAUCCAGCACCUGCCCCCGUGGUUAUCCCGGCAACCCAGUCGCCCCCACCCCCUCCCGCGGCCACCCCCACUGCUGAUCUCACCCCUACAGGCCGUAAGAGGCGUUGCGAUUUUGGGAUGCCGAGAAAAAGAAAAUCCUCUGAGUCCAUGGAUACAGAUAGCUUUAGAAAACAGUUGGAUGAUUCUAUAAGCAGUGUGGAUGAUAGUUCCGUAAUGGCAUUUGGUGAUAAGUCGGAGAAAUUGAGUGAUAGCGAAAGAUAUAAACUCCAGGAGCAAUCAGGAGAUAUGCGGGUUUGCAAACUGAUUCUGACUGAGAUGAUGAAGCAUGAAGAUGGAUGGCCGUUCCUGCAACCAGUCAACUGCAAGCACUUCCCCUCCUACCGCAAGUACAUCAAGUGUCCCAUGGACUUUGGAACCAUGAAGGUUAAACUCAGGGAUCAUGUAUAUCAGAAAAGGAUUGAGUUUGUGAAUGAUUCUAUCCUUGUGUUUGAUAACUGUCAGCUAUUCAACGAGGAUGACUCAGAAGUAGGUCAGUGUGGACACAACAUGCGUGCGUUCUUCAUGAGGCGCUGGAAGGAGUUGCUCUUUGAGGGCAUGACAGAGAGGGUGUGAUGGGGCUGUUUUCUGUAGGAAGCGAUCAUUUGCCUGAAGCUAUUGUAUUUAUGUUGCUAGUAUUUUGUGUUAUUAAUAAACAAUAUUUAGCGUGUUUAUUAGAAGAUGAUCAGCCCAAUGUUUGUAUCUCUUCACUCUAAUGGUAAUAUUUCAGCUCUGCUGUGCUAACUCAAGAAAUCAUGGGUGAUAUAAAUUAAGACACAUACAGCACAUGCUGUUUGGUGUAUGUAAAUUUGGCUUGGUGUAAGUUUACCAUGCAAGUUAUCAUGCUUUAUGAUGAAAAGCAUAGAAAUCAUAGAUCCUUUCUUUUGUUAAUUUUAAGUAAUGGCUUAUUAGUUGGCAUAAUAUGGUUUCAGAAUUGUAUAAAAUAUACAUGGGUAAAUUAUAAUAAGCAUCCUUAAUUUGUGCCAAUAGAGAAGUUGUUUUUUAAUAACAUUAAAUAGAAAAGUAUUAUACCUUAUAUUAGGAAACACGCUUGCCUUUAAAACUUAAAUUUCAGAUGUUCGUGCAAUAAAUAUUUUCUACAAUUAUCUACCGCUGGGUUUAAAAAAAAGAGUCUUAUACAUCUUUGUUCAUUUACAAGGUUACAUUGAGAUUGAAAUAAAAUAAAUUCAUAUUGAAACUUGUCAAAUUAAUCUCUUUUUAAUAUACAUAACCAGCUUCGUUACAUGAAGUGUCAUUUGUUACGUACGAUUUUAUGAUAAUUAUAUCUUAAAUGAGUAUUUUCAAAAGUCUUGAACAUUUUUUACUCUGACAGAAAAAAUGCCUUAAUACUACUUGUAAGUGUUGUUGAUCUUUAGCUCUUGCAAGUUUUAUGCUAAUUGAAACACAUUAGGUAUUUAAUAAAUUGCAUUAUGGAUUGUGUUUGCUAGUCAUACAUUUAGACAUUUUGAAUUUCUUGUUGUUUUUUUUCUGUAUUUUGUAUGUGUCAUUUUUGUUAAAAAAAAAACCAGUUAAAUUGUCUUGAUCAGACAUAGUCAGAAUGUUUAUUUUGACAAUAUCAAGGCUAUUAUUAUAUCUGGGUUCAGUGGUAUAAACAUUUUGUCAACACGUCAAGUCUGAAAUGAUUGGUGUACCUUGAACAAAUGUGAGCGUUUUUGCACAAUUUUUACGAAAAAGUGUAGAAUUAAAUUUAAAUCAAAUAAAUACCAGACAAGCAUAAUUCUAAAUCUAAAUUUAAAUGAUGUUUGAUAUCAAUAAAUUCAUGACACAUUAAUGUAAACGUAAUCCAUUAAGCCACAUAAAUACUGAAAAUCAACAAAUGUUUGCUAAAAUAUUUCACAAUAUAUUCCAUGUGAAUUUCCCGCGCCGAUAUCUGAGCAUUUACGUUUAAAUGAGAGAUCAGCCAGUGUCGGAAGCACUAUGUAGUUCUAAUGAGCUGCCCGAAGCCAAUCUCGCAUUCGCUUAUAAAUGUUCGGAUAUUGUAGCUGGAAAAAUUAAAAUGGAAUAUAUUGUCACACAAAAAAUAAAAACAAGCAUUUUGUAUCUCGUUAAAUCUAUGUUACCAGACCACAUCUAGCGUUGACAUUUUGGACAUUGCUAUAUAGAAUACUGAUUUUGUAUGGGUUAACUUUAUUUUACAAAAUAUUUUAUGAAAUAUUUGUUGAUUAAGAGUAUUAAUGUGGUUUAUAAGGAAUAAUACUUUAAAUACCUUGCUACUGUGAUAAGCUAACGCUUACUUUUUAGCUCGACUAUUAUAUAUGAAAUAUAUGUAGUGGAGCUAUCCUACUCACCCCGGCGUCGGCGUUUCCGUUCCGUUAACGUUGGCGUGCAAAUGUUUAAUUUUUCGUACUACCCCAAUUAUUUUCAUUGUCCCUUGACAUAUUGCUUUCAUAUUUUGCAUUCUUGUUUACCAACAUGACCCCAACCUAUAAACAAGAGCAGACAACUCUAUCAAGCAUUUUGUCAUAAUUAUGGCCCCUUUUCCACUUAGAAUAUGCAGCAAUUGUUAAAGUUUUCGUACUACCCCAUUUAUUUGUUUGUUUACCAACAUCACCCCAACCUAUAAACAAGAGCCGACAACUCUAUCAAGCAUUUUGUCAUAAUUAUUGCCCCUUUUAUACUUAGAAUAUGCAUAUUAUUGAUAAGUCUAUGUUAAAGUUUGCGUACAACCCCAUAUGUUUCCUAUAUCCUUUGACAUAUUGCUUUUAUAUGUUGCAUACUUGUUUACCAACAUGACCCCAACCUAUAAACAAGAGCAGACCACUGUAUCGAGCAUUUUGACAUAAUUAUGGCCCCUUUUACACUUAGAUAAUUGAACAUUUUGCUUAAAUUGCCAUAACUUCUUUAUUUAUGAUCACAUUUUAUUAUUACUUUGACAAAACAACACUUACCUGAAUACCACAAUGGAUUCCACCCAAACAAUACCCCACGCCCCUACCCAGAAUCCCUUCCCUUUUUUUUUUAAACAUCAUCUUAUAAAUUACC